GGCUGCAAAUCGCAUGCGCAUUGGGAUACUAUAGUCCGGGACCAGACCGAGGACAGGACGCGAGCAAGAGGAGGAUCUUCGGCACGUAUUUUCGAAGUCCGGGCAUCGGCUAAACGAUGCAUUAAAUGACAAGGGCAGCAACAAGCCAGGUACACAGAGCCUCAUUGUCCCAUCACCCCACCAUGGAUAACCUAGAAGAGGACCUGACAUGUUCUGUGUGCUAUUCCCUCUUUGCUGAUCCUCGGGUCCUGCCCUGCUCUCACACCUUCUGUAAGUCCUGCCUGGACAACGUACUCCAAGUCUCUGCCGUCUAUUCAAUCUGGCGUCCGCUGCGGCUCCCACUCAAGUGCCCCAACUGCCGCAGUGUGGUAGAGCUCCCGCCAACAGGUGUUGAUGCAUUGCCCAUAAAUGUCUCCCUCCGCGCCAUCAUUGAGAAGUUCCAGAAGGACAGCCAACCACAGCCCCCCUCCUGCCCUGAGCACCACCGACAGCCCCUCAACAUCUACUGUGUCCAGGACCGCCAGCUCAUCUGUGGCUUCUGCCUAACAGUGGGCCAGCACCAGGGACACCCCAUCGAUGACCUGCAGGCAGCCUUCAUCAGGGAAAGGCAGGCACCCGCUCACCUACUGGGGAGGCUCUCAGACCACCGCUGGGCAGAGGUGUGUGAACUGGGGGAGCAGCUGGAGCAGGAGAAGGCCAGCUGCGAGGGCCUAGUGAGGCAGGACCGGCAGGCCGUGGAACAGUACUUCCAGGGGCUGGAGCUGGUGCUUGCCAGGAAGAAAGAGGCAUUCAUGGGGGCCCUGGACACUGCAAGCAUGGAGGUGUCGCUGGCCUACAAUCCACUCAUCCAGAGGCUGAAGGAGCUGCAGGAGGAGCAGCUGGACUUGUUGUCUCUGGGCUCAGCUGUGGAGGAUGAAGACUCCCCCCUGGUGUUCCUGGAGAAGGUGUAUCUGUUCCGGGAGAGGGUGGAGGCACUGGUAAAUGCCACCCUGCCCGAAGUCACAUCCCUCGCUAUCACCCCCCGUGCUGCUGAGUACCUGGAGCAACACUGGGUGGGGGUGACCAUCGGGGGGCUGGAGGAAGGGCCGGUGCCUCGGGUCUGCUGCUGUGCCAAGCCCACCAUUCUGGAGACGGUUCUUAGGACAGAGACAGGGAGUCAACCUGGAAGCUGGGUCCAUGAUUUGUGGCAGCAGCUCCAUCCCACUCCCCCAGUGGUGCUCCUGGGGAUGCUGCUGCUCCUGGCGGCAGUGUGGGUGAAUCCUGUUGGCGGAGCAUCUCUGGGAUUCUCCUUGCUGUCCCAGCUCAGUCAGAUGGUGCACGGCCUGAGUAGCGAACUGACCACCUCACUAUGGGAGACAACAGGCUUCCUGUAUGCACAGACAGGGGAGGUGGUGUGGGGGUACAGCUCUGCCCUCUCCACACUGGGGGAGAACACCUACCAGCAGCUGGCAUCCCUCUACAAGACCCUCAGCUCCUGACUCUUCACUUCAGGAAGGACCCCAGCU
This is a messenger RNA of Oncorhynchus mykiss (rainbow trout), 1505 nucleotides long. RefSeq names its product tripartite motif containing 59 (gene trim59). Lineage: Eukaryota; Metazoa; Chordata; Actinopteri; Salmoniformes; Salmonidae. The record is from RefSeq and is a predicted model, not a curated record. Gene Ontology annotation, molecular function: ubiquitin protein ligase activity; zinc ion binding. Gene Ontology annotation, biological process: protein monoubiquitination.